CACCUACACACCUCUCCUUCUCCCAAAUAGGCCCCUGAUCUCUUUCGUCUCAACUACAUAAAUCAAUUGGGUUCCAGGGCUCUUUUUUGCCUCUCCCAAACACAGCUUUGAACUGAUUCCACUCCGACUUGGUCCGGUGCUGCCAAUAUGAACACCGAAUCCCUGAAGCAGUAUCUGGCAGAUAGCCCUCCUACCAUUGUCCCGCUGUCAAUCAAGCCUCACUUUGAAGCGCUAGGAGAGAAGGAGAAGCUUUAUGCUCACUACAUCUCUACCGCCUGCUUUGCUGGAACGCGCAUUGUCCUCCGUCAAAUCUCCCCCGAGUCCGAGCCCAUAUACGACUUCAUCGUCACUCUGCACAAAAAAUGUUCCGGCGACUACUCCUCCGCUGCCAAAGAGGCUGGUCUCUCUUCUGACGACCUCUCCGCAUACCUCAACUACGCUGCACAAUUCCUUGGGAACCUAGGGAACUACAAGUCCUUUGGUGACAGCAAGUUCGUACCUCGCAUCGAGCCUCGCCAGCUCAAGGCGUUGGCGACAGUGUACCCGGAGACGUUGGAGCUGUUUGAGAAGUUCAAGGGUGCGAUAUAUGCAGGUGAGGACGUAGGGAAGCUGCAUCUUGGGUAUCCAGACUCUGGACAUGUUUCCACAUACUAUCCCGAUAGCCCGGAUAUAACGAAGGGGGAGAUCACGACUGUGUCCGAUUUCAUGGAGAGCAAGGGGCUGUUGCCGGAGAACACCAGAGUCAGGAAGACAAGCGAGGGUUAUGAGAUUCUGAUUGCAUCGGCGCUGAAUAACCCAUCGGAUAUGGAGAGGGAUCUUAAGGAAAGCGAGUGGACGCUGGGUGAUGGGAAGAAGGUCAAGCUAGUGUUUGGCGAUUAUGCAAAAGAGAUGAAGACGAUUGCGGAUAAUAUGGAGAAGGCGAACAAGUAUGCCGCAAAUGAUACCGAGGCCAACAUGACAACCAAGUAUGUCAAAAGUUUCAGCACGGGCUCGCUACAAGCAUUCAAGGAGAGCCAGAGGUGGUGGAUUAAGGACAAGGGUCCGGAGGUUGAGGUCGACAUUGGCUUCAUCGAGACGUACCGCGAUCCUCACGGCAUCCGAGGUGAAUGGGAGGGCUUCGUUGCAAUGGUGAACAAGGAGCGAACGAGGGCGUUUGGUAAGCUUGUUGAGUCUGCUCCUAAGUUGAUUCCACUGUUGCCCUGGGAUUCAAGCUUUGAGAAGGAUACCUUCCUUAGCCCAGACUUCACCUCGCUCGAAGUUCUUACCUUCGCCGGUAGUGGUAUCCCCGCAGGAAUCAACAUUCCCAACUACGACGACAUUCGUCAAAAUCUCGGCUUCAAAAACGUCUCCCUCGGUAACGUCCUCUCUGCCAAAGCCCCCAAUGAACCCAUCCCCUUCAUCAAAGACACGGACCUCGCCGUCUACCAGAAAUGCCGUGACCCUGCUUUCGAAGUGCAGGUUGGACUUCACGAGCUCCUCGGUCAUGGUUGCGGUAAACUCCUCCAAGAAACCUCCCCCGGCACCUUCAACUUCGACAUCAAGAACCCUCCCAUUUCCCCAAUCACCAAGAAACCCAUCACAACCUUCUAUAAGCCGGGCCAAACCUGGGGCUCCGUCUUCGGCAGCAUAGCAGCAUCAUACGAAGAAUGCCGCGCCGAAUGCGUCGCCAUGGCGCUAAGCUGCGACUUCUCCAUCCUGUCCAUCUUUGGCUUCGGCGACGGAAAAGAGGAUAUCAACUCUGAAGCUGGAGACAUCUUGUAUGCAGCCUAUCUUUCCAUGGCCAGAGCCGGGGUCGCAGCACUCGAGUUCUGGGACCCGAAGUCUAGGAAAUGGGGACAGGCGCAUAUGCAGGCCCGUUACUCCAUCCUACGCACUUUCCUCAGCGCAGGUGUCGAGUUCUGCGAACUUGAGUACAAAUCGGACGAUCUCUCAGAUCUUACUAUUCGCCUCGAACGAUCUAAAAUUCUAGAACUAGGACGCCCGGCCGUGGAAGACUAUCUACAGAAACUACAUAUCUACAAGAGUACGGCGGAUGUGGAUGCGGCGAAGAAGCUGUAUGAGGAGAUUACAGAUGUGGAGCCGUUUUAUGAGAAUAAGGUCAGGCCGGCGGUGUUGAGGAAUAAGACUCCGAGGAAGGUGUUUGUGCAGGCAAAUACGGUGGAGAAGGGGGGUAAGGUGGAGUUAAGGGAGUAUGAGGCCACGGCGGAGGGUAUGAUACAGAGUUUUGUGGAUAGGACAUAUGUGUGAGGAUAAUUUCAGAGGUCUGGACAGGGUGGAUGGACUUUGUUAAGCGGGAUGUCAAGCUGAGUCAACUUACGUGCAAAGAGGGCAGCUAGAUCUCUGCGCGAGACUUCACUAUAGAUGGCAUAUUUAGCCAUGAUAUGCAUUAUGUGUGAGUUAGCUACUGCCAUUCAAGUCUUC
This is a messenger RNA of Lindgomyces ingoldianus, 2421 nucleotides long. Its product is annotated as dipeptidyl-peptidase III. Gene Ontology annotation, cellular component: cytoplasm. Gene Ontology annotation, biological process: proteolysis. The record is from RefSeq and is a predicted model, not a curated record. Gene Ontology annotation, molecular function: dipeptidyl-peptidase activity; metalloexopeptidase activity. The coding region runs from base 148 to 2247 and encodes 699 amino acids. NCBI's taxonomy places the organism in Eukaryota, Fungi, Ascomycota, Dothideomycetes, Pleosporales, Lindgomycetaceae. The transcript is spliced from 3 exons.